This is a messenger RNA of Phyllotreta striolata, 3273 nucleotides long. The record is from the annotation of a GenBank genome assembly. NCBI's taxonomy places the organism in Eukaryota, Metazoa, Arthropoda, Insecta, Coleoptera, Chrysomelidae.
AGGAAGUUUCGACAUCGUUCCGAUAACGUCAAAACAUAACAGCUGACUUUCCAUCACAUUUAUUUGUCCGUAUUGCAGCGAUCAGUUUCGAUAGCAUCCUUUGAACUAUGUCCGCAACUAUGGAGGAAGAGUCGGAACAGCAGCUGGUUCCCCAGCACCACCGUAAGAAGAAAAACGUCUCGUUGCCGCUGCACAAGUUACUGAGCGAAUUCGAAAUUUUGAAGAUAAAGGAGGCGUUCGAAAGGCAGGACGGAAGAAAGCUCAACGCCGAGUUAUUGAGGGACACGUUGGACCGAGUGGCGCAGAUCCACUACGAUGAUUCUUCGGUUUACGAUAUUAUUUUCAGAAAAAUGAACACCGCUUGCAACGGCGUUGUGACGUGGAACGAGUUCAUUUCGUAUUUAAUUCUGGGAUACGAACAGGAAGAAGUCAGCUUAGUUUACAAAACACUCGAUGCGCCUAUACCAGUUUCAGCGUUAGUCCAGAAAACUUGCCAUAGACACAGCAUAAACAGAAUUCGAUUCUUCCCCACUGUGAAACCGGAUAGAUCGACCUCGUGGCACGACGGUAGCAUAAUCAGCAGCAGCCUGGACGGCUCCAUAAACUACUGGUCGUUGGAUUUGCAAUUGCAGCGCAAGGCCCAAUCGACCUGUCCCUAUCUCACCAUCCAAUCGACCUACAUCACGGACAUGGUGGUGCUGCCGGACGUCGGCGUCAUAUGCACCAGCAGCACCGAGAGAGACCUGAGGUUCUACGACACGUCGGCGAGGAAGUUCGAAUUGAGGGUGAUGAUCGUGUCGUGUCCGAACGCCGUCAAUACCAUGUAUUACACGUUCGAUACGGACAUCAAGGUGCCGUCGAAGUUGGUGUGCGGCGAUCUAUCCGGGAGUAUCGUGCUGUUUCUGAUAGAUUCCGAGGCGAGGGGGCCCUUUAAAAGCCAGCCGGGUCUGUCCCUUCGCGCGUCCACCUACAAAAACGUGCUGAAAAAUUGGAUACCAGGAAUGAAAGUGCUGGAAAUAGACAACAUUCACACGGACAUCGUACGAUCCGUUUACUACUAUUCGAAUUUGCACAGCGUGGUGUCCUGCGCCCAAUGCUACAAAGCCGUACAGAUUACCGACAUUUUGGAUUUCAACAAGUGUUAUUCGUUCAAAAUAUUCGGUGGCGUUUGGAGUUUCGCCGUAAGCGAAGAAAAACACAUACUGGCGACGGGCGGGCCGGAUUGCCUGGUGCGCCUGUGGAACCCGUUCGUGCCGAUGCGAGCCACGUGCAUAUUCUACGGCCACCACACGGGCAUCGUGCAGAUGGUGUUCCAGGACAACGGCGAGAAGCUGUACACGCUGUCCAAGGACAAGUGCAUCAAGGUGUGGGACGUGGCCGCCCAGGAGUUGCUGCAAACCUACUUGGGACUGCCGCUCAUUUUGGGCGAGAACCUGACCAGCCUCUACAAUCCGGAGAGCAGGCAAUGGAUCAUCGCCAGCCAUUUGAUCGCCACCAUACCGCUGUCUCCUAAGCAAAGCUCCGAGCACACCGAUGGCAAUACGCACACCAGCGGGGUGUCCGUUAUUUUGUUCAAUAAAUUGUUUCAGUGCAUCGUUAGCUGCGGACUGGAUAGUUACAUAAUCGUAUGGGAACCUUGGGAUGGAAGGAGGCUUUUAGUCAUUAGAGAUGCGCAUACAGUUAUCCUCCACGGGGAAAAGUUGCCUGUUGAAAUAACAGCUGCGACUUUUGAUCCAGGUUGGCAAAGACUGCUGACCGGAGCUCACGACGGUACUUUAAAAAUAUGGAACUUCAAUACGGGAACGUGCCUGAGAAAUUUGUCGAUAGAACCAUUCAACGAAGUUCAGUCAGUCGUUUGGGUGAAGGGGAGAAUUUUGGCCAGCGGAUGGAACCGGAGAAUAACCGAGUUCGCUGAUACCAAUGAAACCGAAGGACCCAGUGGAGCAUAUUGUAAAAAUUGGGAUCUUCGCCAUGCAGAAGACAUAUGCACGGCGGUAAUCAGACUGCCGGAGUCCCUCGCAACCGGCUCCUACGACGGGGAAAUGAUCCUCUGGAGAUUGGAGACGGGCCAGCCGUACAAGAAAUUCAACGUUCAAAACCCCCACGUCAGAAUCAAGCUCUUCUACCAGCUCCAAUCGAAGGCCAAAGCGGACGAUCACGCAGAAAUAUCACCCAGCACCACCGGAGAUAUAGCAUACCAUCGACCGUCCACGGUGUCUUCCAGGAGCCUCAAAUUUCGAAGGGUCUCGUCCGUCGCCAUGCCGGACGAGGUGACCAGUUUGAAAAAAUUGGCGGUGCACUGCAUGAUGUUCUUGAACGCCAGGAAAACCGGUGAUAUAGAGACGGGAACCUUGCUGGUGGCGCUCGAAAACGGCUACGUGCAAGUGUGGAACCACAUGGACGCUGGAGGGUUCAUUACCUCUUUUCUGGCCAUACACAAAGCGGGAGAUUAUGUCAUUACGAUGACUUCAGAUAUAAAUAACGAGUUCGUUAUUAUGGGAACGACCAGUGGCUACAUCAAAACGUUCCUGCUGAAGAAUUACUGCGUGCCCGAAAGCGAAAAGGAGCACAUUUGCAUGCCGAAAUACCGGCUGAAGUUCCCGUUCAUGUGGGGCGACAGGAUCCUGGGGCGAGCGCAGAGGAUGAUCAAGCGGCAACCGUUCCCGGUGUUGCUGAACAGCUACAAGGGUCACUUUAUGCCCGUCUCCGGGCUCACUUACAUCGACAAGUGCGAAAUCAUCGUGAGCUGCAGCGCGGAUUUCAGUUGCCGAAUGUGGACGAUAGGCGGUAGGUAUUUGCAAACGCUCGGUACAUUCAAGCAAUGGAAACCGCUGAAUCCGAAUUGCCCGGUCGAUCCGGAAACUACGCAAUUCGCCGUGCCUCCCGAUGUGAAUAGAGUGGCGAGUUCCACUACAUUAAGGGUACUGAUGGGUGGUAGUCUACCUAAACGUUUGACCAUCAAGCAGUACAAGCAGCUGCAGAAGAAGGAAAGGAUCAAAGUUGACGCCACUAAAAUUUACGGUACGGCGCUGAAUCCGCCCUAUCUAGGGCAUCAUUAUGCUAUCCCUAAACGAUACACCAGGCCCAAAUCGGUUAAAUUCAAUACGGACUUCCUUUACGUGCCUGUAUAUGGUCAUUUAAUAACGCCACCUCCAGUGCCUGUGACGAAAAAUAACAGAGUGUUUCAAGAAGAUCUUAUUGAUUAACGCAUAUUCCUUUUGUGUAUGUGUUUUGAUACUGUAAAAUUUACUUUAUAUUAUAUGCAAAAUAAAC